Molecule: messenger RNA, 1808 nt
Organism: Alosa sapidissima (American shad)
Lineage: Eukaryota; Metazoa; Chordata; Actinopteri; Clupeiformes; Clupeidae
Gene: bbof1a
Product: basal body-orientation factor 1
Exons: 12
Coding region: 92-1642 (516 amino acids)
Source: RefSeq, a predicted model, not a curated record
GACUGUAUUUGUCCUGCGUUGCUGUGGCAACACAGGUAAACAAAAGGUUACUUGUAAACGUUAAGUGUCUUCUUCAUCACACUCAAGGACCAUGCUUAAGAAGAAAGGAAAAAAGGGAAGGAAGGGGAAAAGUAAAGGUAAAAAAGAGGGAAAACAGGAGUCAAAAGGUGAAAGAGAGUCUGAAAUCGAGAGGGCGAAAGCAAAUGCUGCUCUUUGGGAAACCAGGCUGGGUAUCACCGAGAGCUCACGCUUGGAGUACCGUGAGGCCGCCCGCAGACUUGCCCGUGCUAAUGAAGAACUCACAAAUCAACAGUACCGCGCAGAAAAAGAGACUGUCGAUAUCAUUGCAUUCUUGAAGAAGAAAGAAGCCGAAAAGGAAGCCAAGAUUGCAGAACUUGAAGAAGAACUACACCAUGAAAAAACAAAGGCAUUGGAGGAGAAAGAGCAAAUUGUUGGUGAAUACACCCAAACAAUCAGUGAUAUGGAGGAUAAAUUUAAGAAGAGACUCAGUGAGUUUCGUAUGAUCCAGGGAGAGCUGAAGACGAUUAAGGAAUUUCGCAAGCAGAAAGCCCACAUGGAACAAGAACUUACCAAUCUUAAAGAAAACAUGUACAUUGAAAAUCGGGAGCACAAAGAGAUGCUUGCUAGAGUGGAGCACAAAUUUUUCAUUGAAAAGGUUCGCCUGGAGAAGGAAGCAGAGCAGAGAAUUGCUCAGUUGGCUGAACGUGCCCACAAUGAAGCUGUUGUGCAACUAGAUGAUGCCUCUUGUUCAGUGUUCAAGGAGAAUAUGCGUCUCAAUGAGGCUCUCACCUACCACAUGAGUGAGGUGGAACACCUGAGAGGGAGAAGUGAAAUCCUGGAAGAGGAAAAUGCAUCACUCACCCUGCAUAAGGAUACAAGUGAGUUCAUGAUGAAACAGAACGUUUGUAAGAUGGCUGCCCAAAAGAAAGAGAUCUUGCAACUGAGGAGUAAGGUCGAUGUUUUGGAGCGGGCACUUAAUAUCAUGUCAGUGCAGUUUGAGCAUGAGAAGAAUGAGAUCCAGGAGAAAGUUAUUCUCAGCACACAGACCAACUGUGCAGAACUUGAGAAAUUGCAGAAGCUAUUGGCACUGCGUGAAUGUGAAAUGACUCGGGUCAAGCGUCUUGCUCGUAUAAUUCUGGAGCAGCGCACUGAACUAGAACUCUUCCUUCAUGGGGCCCUGGAACAUGUGAAACAAGAGAUUCUGUCCAAUCGCUUGCAAUAUAGACAAGAAGCACUGGACGCAUACCAAAGGAGGAUGAGUGAUGCACGAGCAGGAAGACAGGAGUAUCCACACAUCCGUACCUUUCAUAGGAAGCCCUAUUCUACCAAUAGUGUCUUUGCUGACUUGGAGGAGGCAGAAAAAUGGACAAACAUGCAAAGCACCAAAGUGGACAUUGCUGAGCUCACCUGGGAACAGAAAGAAAAGGUCCUCCGGCUUUUGUUUGCCAAAAUGAACAGUCUCAAAUACAGAAAACCAGCCCAGACUUUGAAAGCUUUAAGUGAACAGGACCAAAGCAACAGUGCUCCAGGAAUUGCAGAUGAUUUUUCCCACCACACCUUCAUCACCCAGGCCCCAGUACCGAACCAGACUUCUGAUCUUCCAGAUCUACACACCUCUUGAUUUGCUGAUUGAAUGGAUUCAUGCCUUGAGUACAGAAAGUCAACAUCCUACAUCAUGAUUAUCAUCUUAACACUUCCCCGGAAUUGAUUUCAUGAAUGUUUUGGAAAAUAACAUACUUUUACAUCAUACAGAUGAAAAUAAAAAGGGCAUACUAAAAAUACUGUUG